AAGCAGCAGCAGCAGCAGCCGCAGCCUGCUAUUCCUGGACCUGACUGUCUCUCACACACACACACGGAGCAGAGGAGCACAGCAGGGGGCUCUAAUCCUCGUGCCAUGACUUUUUUUGCACGUUACAAAUAUUAAAACGGGAUAUAUCACUCAAAGGGCUUUCUCCCUGAGUGCUGCUGUCACCUGGGCCCAUCUGAGCUGUGCCCAAACUCAGCAGGCUCCGGUUAAACAUGUCGUCAUCAUAUGCUGCUGCUAUAUCAGCCCUCCUUUCAACCAGCUCUUCUACUUCACCCGUCAAACCCAAUCUUGACCCCUCCCCAGGCACAGCAGGGAGUCCUAAACCUUCCCUCAAGCCCAACAAACCCCCCCCUGCAGUAAAGAUACAGGCUCAUUCACCUGAGCCUGUGGGAACCUAUGAGGAGCAACAGGAAAAUCCUGCAGACUAUGGCAUAGGUGGUUAUUACCUUGUUGAGAUUGGAGAGAUUUUUGUUGACCGUUACCAAGUGGUCAAAAAGUUGGGAUGGGGCCACUUCUCUACUGUGUGGCUGUGCUGGGAUAUGGAGAAAAGGCGUUUUGUGGCUCUGAAGGUGGUGAAGAGUGCUCAAACAUUCACAGAGACGGCACUGGAUGAGAUCAAACUUCUGAAAUGUGUAAGGGACAGCGACUCCAAAGAUCCUAAACGAGAGACAAUCGUGCACCUCAUCGAUGACUUCAGGAUCUCCGGAGCAAAUGGAGAGCAUGUGUGCAUGGUUCUCGAGGUGCUUGGCCACCAGCUGCUGCGGUGGAUCAUCAAAUCUAACUACACUGGCCUCCCCCUGCCCUGCGUUAAGAGCAUCCUCAGACAGGUUCUGCAGGGUUUAGAUUACUUGCACACUAAAUGCAAGAUUAUCCACACAGACAUCAAGCCAGAAAACAUCCUGCUGAGAGUGGACGAGGUUUAUAUUCAGAAACUGGCGGCCAACACCAAGCUGUGGCAGCUGCCCCUGUCCUCUGCUAUCACCAGCUCCUCAGUAAACGGAGGCUCCAGAGAAAAGCAGAGUUGGUCCAACUUUUUGGGGAAGCUGACUGGAGUUUUCCAUACUCUUGGGGAGUGGUCCAGCAAGGUCUCCAGGAGCUCAAUUAACCGACUGACGAGGAGAGACAGGAGUCGACGCGGACAGGAGAACACGGCUGACCACAAACAAAGAGACAAACCUCAUGUGUCGUUUUCUGAUGUCACUCCUCCCUCUAGCACCCAUAGCUCCACCGGUCACUCUAAACUCACAGGUCCUAACCUCACGUUAAGGAGGCAGACUCUGCUGUUGGAGGACGGACUGGACUCAGCUCCACACAGUCACAGAGACUCCAUCUGCUCAUGGCCAUACCUCAACACAGAUGCUCCUGUCUCUGGCUCUAGAUCAGUGUUAUUACAUCAGACUGCAGACAAUGAGCCGCCUCCACCUUCAUCAUCAUCUCCCUCUGGUAUCAAUGACUCAGAUGUAAUUUUGGACCUACUGAAACCACAGAAUGCUGAUAAAAUCCUCAUCAAGAUUGCUGACCUGGGCAAUGCCUGCUGGGUGCACAAACACUUCACUGAAGACAUCCAGACGUGUCAGUACCGCUCUGUGGAGGUCCUGAUCGGUGCUGAGUAUGACACACCAGCUGACAUCUGGAGCACCGCCUGCAUGGCUUUUGAGCUUGCCACUGGGGACUAUCUGUUCGACCCCCAAUCAGGAGCCAGCUUCUCCCGAGAGGAAGAUCACAUUGCCCACAUCAUUGAGCUGCUGGGACCCCUCCCAUCCCAGUUUGCCCUCUCAGGGAGAAAUUCCAAACAAUACUUCAACCGUAAAGGACAACUGCGACACAUCUCGAAGCUCGAGCCAUGGAGCUUGUUUGAAAUCCUACAAGAUAAGUACGAGUGGCAGCAGGAGGAAGCCGCCCAGUUCAGCUCUUUCCUCUUGACCAUGUUGGAGUUGCUGCCGGAGAAAAGAGCCACGGCUGCCCAGUGUCUGAAACACCCUUGGGUUGCCUCCUAGACAGCCUGGCCCUAUAUCGUUCAGAGCCCAGUGGAAUAGCUCUCUGUUCAGGAGCAGACUCAGACAUAUUGCAUGUGACAUAGGACUUGGGUCAGCUGUGGGAGUAGUCUGGUGCUGGCAUCAUGAGCACAGCUUUCAUAAAUAUUUAUUAGCCUGACUAAGAGCCUUUUCACAGUUUGGAUGUUCGGUCUUUAAAUGGCCAUCACAUCUAAUUCAGGCACAGCAAUGACCAAAGAGAAGUUUUGUCUUACUGCAAAAGUGCCUUUUAACAUGAUGAUGGAGUUCUUGAGUUUCAUUAUGCUGACAUAACAUUGUUAUUAUUCAGGAGUUAUUAUGAGACAGGUAUAGUGACCUCAGAAAUGAUUCAGGCCCGUUCACUUUUUGCACUUUACUGUGUUGUAGAUUUAAUUGUAAAUGGAUAAAAUUGCCAAUUUUGCCCAUCGAUCUUCACUCACUAACACAGAGUACCUUGGACUUGUUCUGUGCCCUUCUAAACUAUGACCACUCAAUUCAAUUUAUAUAGUUGUGAAUUGUCAAGUGGACUCCAGUUCCAGUUCUAGACCCAUCUCAAGAAAAAUGAAAGCAAGCAGGAGGUGAUGAGAAAUGAGAGGUGUCAGUUUUUGGUUUUUAAUAAGUUCUUGAAAUUUUCUCACUUUCAAAAUGUGGAUUAUUGAGUAUGAAUUGACGGGCAAAAUGGCAAUCUUAUCAAUGUAAUAUUAAAUCUACAACACAAUGAAUGUGCAAACAGUGAAAGGGUCUGAAUACUUUCUGAAGCCUCUGUAAAUCAAGAUCCCUUUGAAGAAAUGUUUAUUUAAAUACAUGGAAAAGGUAGCAUGAAAUGGAUUUAUUCAAAGAGAACUCAGUGUCCGAAAUGUCAACUUGAAAGAUUACCUUGAUGACUCACCUCAGAAAAACGCACUUUAUAUGUUGGUUUAUGAAGAACAAACUGCACUCUGACAGGAACCUCAUUUUAGGUGAAAAUGUAAUCAAAAUGGAAAUGAGAUAGAAUUUUGAAAUUAUUCACUAAAGUAUCAGGUUAAACAUCCAGACAUGAUUAUCGCUGGUUGCAGCAGCACUGAAAGUUAACCCUAAUAAAUCAUUAAAUGGCA
Molecule: messenger RNA, 3124 nt
Organism: Seriola aureovittata
Lineage: Eukaryota; Metazoa; Chordata; Actinopteri; Carangiformes; Carangidae
Product: SRSF protein kinase 3-like
Exons: 15
Coding region: 231-2015 (594 amino acids)
Biological process (GO): protein phosphorylation; spliceosomal complex assembly; regulation of mRNA processing
Molecular function (GO): ATP binding; protein kinase activity
Source: RefSeq, a predicted model, not a curated record